Messenger RNA from Rhagoletis pomonella (apple maggot), 1164 nucleotides. RefSeq names its product putative phosphatidate phosphatase. Gene Ontology annotation, biological process: signal transduction; phospholipid metabolic process; phospholipid dephosphorylation. The record is from RefSeq and is a predicted model, not a curated record. The coding region runs from base 97 to 723 and encodes 208 amino acids. Gene Ontology annotation, molecular function: phosphatidate phosphatase activity. The transcript is spliced from 5 exons. Lineage: Eukaryota; Metazoa; Arthropoda; Insecta; Diptera; Tephritidae.
GCAUUUCAUCUUUUGGGAGUUUCCUACAAACGUGGAUUUUUUUGCGAUGACAAAACCUUAAAACACCCGUUCAGACAGAAUACCGUCAGUAAUUGGAUGUUAUUUCUGAUGUGCUUCAUAAUUCCAAUAUCAAUUAUUACGACAGUAGAGUUUUUCGUUUCGCAUUACAAUCGAACUCAUGGUCGUGCUAUGAAUUCCGAACGAUAUUCCAUUGGACGGUUAGAUAUUGCAGACUGGAUAGUGGAGGGCUACAAAAAAAUUGGUCUAUUAAUUUUCGGUUCGGGAGUAGGCCAACUAACGAUGGAUAUUGCCAAGUAUUCGAUUGGUCGUUUGCGCCCGCAUUUCUUUGCCGUUUGCCAGCCCAUUUUGGCCGACGGCAGUAGUUGCAACAAUGCAUUGAAUGUAGGACGCUAUGUGGAGGAUUUUACUUGCUCUGGAAGUGCCACUCCACGUAUGCUCAAGCAUAUGCGUCUUUCCUUCCCCAGUGCGCAUGCCAGCUUCGCGUGCUUCACUAUGAUUUACAUGGCGAUAUAUUUGCAGAAGCGCAUGAGUUGGGAACGUUGCAAGAUGGUUAAACAUUUCAUGCAAUUUCUGCUCGUUAUGUUCGCAUGGUACACUAGUUUGACACGUGUUUCCGAUUACCAGCACCAUACGACGGACGUAUUAGCUGGUUCGACGAUCGGUGCUUUCUAUGCGGUUCUCAUGACGCGGACAAUGUGGUGAUCAGUUGUCUAAGUAUUUGCAACUAAUGUACCAAACGCCGUAGGCUAUGGAACUUUCAAAAAGCUGUUUAUGUGCAAAUUUAUAUUUUCCAAGUGUGAAAUAAUAACCACCAUUAAUUUUGAAUUGUAAUAGAAUACAGUUAAUCGAAUAAAUAAAUGUUUUAAUUACUUUACGUGAUGGUCUUGUAACCGCAAAACUCAUUGUUCACCAGUGCUCGUUUUGAACUAAUGAUCUUGGAUGGUAAAAAAUAAAGCUGCCGGAAAUAAAAUGAAGCGACCAGUACCUAUUUAAUUUCUAGACAUUUCUUUGACAAGCAGUUUCGUGUAUAAAGUAGUUUGCUGGGUAUCAAGGAGCUUAGCAAUUCAUCGUUCAAGACUUGAGCUCCAAACUUCGUAGCUAAUUCUAACAUAGGCCCAGAUGUACAAAAAGUGUUCAACAGUC